UUGUGUUUCCACUGUGUCCUCUGUGUUCCAGGCACAAGGCUGGCACACUGCUCUACUGGUUAGUCUUGUAAGCACCGCCAAAGAGCUGAACCAUAUCCUUGCACCACCAGCAACUCUGUCUUGUUUUCUGUGGAUCUAAUGUUUUUGAAGUGUUAAAUACUCAUAGUUUUUUUCAAGAUUCGGUUGGAAGAAACGGGGUAGAGAUACUUGUGGAUUUGUAGUUCAGAAGAAGCUCCAAACUUUGUGAGUUUUUCCAAAAUGGCUCCUGUGAAAGGCUGGAUGGUGGGGCUCCUGCUGGUUCUCCUCUGCCCCUCUCAGCUCCCCCUCUCUGGGGGAGUGUGUGCCCAUGAGGUGGGUGAGGCAGGGGAAGGCCUCUACGCCAGGAAUGUGGAGGCGGUUGUAGCUGAAGAGGGCGAAACCGUUGAGGUUGAUGAUGGCGUGGGUGAUGAAGAGGAACAUAUAGCAGAGGAUGACGAUGAGGAAGAGUCGGAUGAAGAGGAGGAGGUGGAGGAGGAAGAGGCCGAGGAAGAGGCCGAGGAGGAAGAAGAGGAGGAAGAGGACAAGGAGGAGGAAGAGGACGAGGAGGAAGAAGAAGUGGCAGCUGAGGAAGAGGAGGAGGAGGAAGAGGAGACUGCUGUUGAGCAGGAGGAGGAGGAGGAAGAGGAGACUGCUGAGGAGGCAGAGGAGGAGGAAGCUGAUGAGGAGGACGGUGAGGAAGAGGAGACUGCUGACGAUGAAGCAGAAGAGGAGAAAGAGACAGAGGAGGAAGAAGAAGAGGCUGCUGAGGAGGAAGAGAAGAAGAAGGCUGCUGAUGAGGAGGAGGAAGAAGAGGCUGCUGAAGAGGCUGGAGAGGAGGCUGCUGAUGAGGAGGAGGACGAAGAGGAGACUGCUGAAGAUGAAGCAGAGGAGGAAGAAGAGGCUACUGAGGAGGAAGGUGACGAUGAUGAUGAUGAGGAGGAGGAGGAUGUGGAGGCCGCAGCUGAAGAUGACGACGAAGAGGAUGCAGCAGAGGAGGACGAGGAUGAGGAGGAGGCUUCUGAAGAGGAAGACGAGACUGAUGAGGAUGAUGAUGAUGAUGAGGAUGAUUCUGCUGAUGAGGAAGACGCUGCAACUGAAGUAGAGGAAGAUGACGAUGAGCCUGAAGUCAUCGACGCAGCAAAUGAAACCAUUGACGAGCCCGCCACCGUCCUGCUCCAAUACCGCUCCGGCUCUUUGUGCAGUGUGUGCACCAUCUGUGAGCACUGCUCUACCACCUGUGAAAGUUGCCCAUGUGAAGAUGAGGAUGACUCUGAUCAUUGUGAGCAUUGCCAAGAUUGCACAUCUUGCUACAUUUGCCCCUUACUGUGUGACACAAUCUGCUCACCAGGUGGCCUUGUUGAUGAGCUUACUGGGACUCUCUUUCAGAGCGUUUCCGCCCUACUCUGAGCAACCUGCAGGCUGCUCCCUUUAACGCCUCCUUGUGGUAGUGCGAGGUACUGCGCCCGGGACUAGAGCUGUGCUGUUCAAACCUCUCCGGCAACAUGAGGAAUCCCACAAGAGCUGACAGAAAAACAGAAACACAUAAAGGUUUUGACUCUUGUUUAGAUUUUUAACCUCACUAGUCAUUUGAGCUUCAAAUAAGAGUCUCUUUUCUUUUCCUUUAUUUAAUGAACUGCCUGCUGUAAUAAUGAAUUGCUAAGGCUAUUAUAUAAUGUGUUGAGAAUCUUAUUUUGAAGGAGCCUUUUUGUAAAACAGUUUUAGUUGAGCAACAAUGUGAAUACGUUUAUUUUAGUGGAUGAAAUCUGUAUGAAUGCACCAGAAAGAUGUCAACUUUGAAAGAUGAGUCCAUUUACUUUUACAGGAUAAUUUCAUAUACAUAUGUGUUGAGACAAAAACAUCUUAUUACAUUUUACCAAUCUAUAUGUGAGAAUUGAUGUCUCCUUAACUGUUAAAUUUGCUUCCGACAUUUACAUCACAAGCACUCUUCAUAUCUGCCACAAAUUUACUAACAAUUAGCUGUUUUUGCUAUGUUUACUUUUGGUUUCCUUUUUCACAUUGUUAAAUGACUUCUAAGGUUAUUCUUGAUGUAUUUUUGAGCAUAUACUCUAUACUAUUCAAACUGCAGUUAAUGCCAAAUUGAAACAAUGUUAUUAAGGCCUAACGUGUGCAUAUAAAGUAAGGUAUUUCCAUGUAAUUUAUGGAUAUUACCUGUCGGAAAUAGGGAAUGAUUCAUUGGAGUAAAUUGGGUUUUGUAGGGCACUUUUGGUCCCUAGUUUGAAUAGAUUUUAGUAUAGUAUACUCUAUGGAAGUAAAAGUCAGAACGUAUUGCUGUUUCCUAAAUAAACAACUUCUGUUUACCCUUUAA
Molecule: messenger RNA, 2344 nt
Organism: Eleginops maclovinus (Patagonian blennie)
Lineage: Eukaryota; Metazoa; Chordata; Actinopteri; Perciformes; Eleginopidae
Product: cilia- and flagella-associated protein 251
Molecular function (GO): calcium ion binding
Source: RefSeq, a predicted model, not a curated record